AUGGCUCUGCAAUUCGUGUUUCUUGGCCUGCUCUUUCACAGUUCCCAUGCCAAGGGACAAGCGACCCGAGAUAUCCCACCUGCAGCAACCACUUUGUCAACAGAAUCUGCGGCUGGGGCUGAGUUGUUCAGCAAUGAGGCCAUUCAGCUGACAGAGUCGGUUCUUGUGGUAUUGAAUGACCGAGACGAUCUCACCCAUUACAAGGACCCCGGCUCAGUGAUGUGGCCCCUGUAUGAGGGCAGGACCUGUCUUGCGGGGACUGACCCGACCUCGUUGGGCACUUGUACACAGGGCGGCUACUCUUUCUACUCAGUCAAUAUCAGCAAUGUUGCGCAGAUUCAGUUGGCAGUCAAUUUUGCCAGGUCUUUGAACUUGCGCCUCGUGGUUAAGAACACCGGGCACGAUUAUAACGGCAGGUCCACCGGGUAUGGGGCACUCAGUCUCUGGACACACAACCUCAAGGAUAUACGCUUUAUUUCAAGUUAUGAAAGUCAAGAUUAUUCUGGACCUGCCUUUAAGCUAGGAGCCGGUGUUCAAGGCUCUGAGCUGUACCAAGCUGCUGAGGCGCAUGGUGUCACAACGGUUUCCGGUGUUUGUCCGACCGUGGGCGUGGUUGGCGGUUAUGUGCAGGGCGGGGGCCACUCGCCCGUGAUGCAAUUAUUUGGCAUGGGAGCAGACCAGGUACUCGCCCUUGAAGUCGUCACAGCUGCUGGAGAAUUCAUCACAGUCACGCCAGAGCUCAAUCCUGACCUCUAUUGGGCAAUUCUCGGCGGCGGCGGAGGCACCUUUGGCAUUGUCACAUCCGCGAUCCUCAAAGCCCAUCCAAGGGUUCCUGUGACUACCUCGAGUUUCAGCUUUGCGACUUCGAGCAAUGUUUCCGUUGAAACUUUCUGGAAGGGUAUCGCAGCAUACUGGGACCGCAUGCCACUCUACAACGCCGCACAGACGUAUUCAUACUGGAGCAUCAUCAACGUGUUCGGCAGCUACAUUUUCACCAUGGAGCCGUUCUUCGCGACCAACAAGACUGUCGUUGAAUUUGAGACCCUGGUGGGGCCACUCUUCAAAUCGCUCUCGGAAUUGGGAAUCGCGCUUAAUGUCACGACGGACCAUUACGAGAGCUUCUACACUGCAUAUCAAGCCACUUUCGCCACCUAUGACCAGAACAUUGGGAGUACAACCGGUGUAACGGCAAACAGGCUGCUCCCAGCCGAGAACUGGAGCAACGAGACCAUUCGAGCCAGUACCCUGCAGGCUAUAAAAGAUACCGUGGACCGUGCGACGAUUCUCAUCGGCUACCACCAAGCUCCUCUUAACCCGGCUGGCGACCUCAACUCAGUCAAUCCCGCGUUUCGAAGGGGAGCAUCACAGCUAAUUAUUGUGAAGGCUGCUGGCGGAAAUGGUACUACGGAGGACAUCAGAAUUGCUGCAGAUGACCUGACUAAUAAUAUUAUGGGCUCCUUGAAGAAGGCAAGCCCAGCUGGAGGUGCAUAUAACAACGAAGCAGAUGUUGGUGAACAGGACUGGCAGCAGGCUUUCUGGGGCGAGAAUUACCCACGCCUGUUGGAGAUCAAAAAGAAAUGGGACCCAACAGGUCUGUUUUAUGUGCAUCACGGUGUCGGGAGUGAAGACUGGCGCGUUCUGGACGGAGGCUCCGGCGGAGUGCAGACUCAGAAUGGAAAACUGUGUAUAGUAUCCGUUCAGGUCUUGCUUUAUUGUGCCCAAAGGACGGCAUCUAAGUGGUUUGUCUGCCCUUCCGGCCACGGAUGCUGCUAUCUAACGUCAAGGAUCGUGAAAUGCACUUCGGCCCAGGGCUAUAAGCGCCACUGCGACAUUAUCACCAACUACCACACGUACAAGGAACGUGUACCACUGGUCGAGGACAAGUCGUGGCCCCUGCUCUCUGCUCUAGAUGACGACAUAAGCUUGCCCGAGAACUGCCAUCAAGCCUUCCAGCCACAUCACGAGAUUGUGUUCGAGAUGGGAAGUGAGGUUGAGACCUUGUCCGACGAACUGCAGGAUCUCAUGACUGAUCUCUUUACCACCAAGGCCAUCUAUACUGCGCUACUAGAUGGUUGGCGUUGUGACUCGCAUGAGGUAUGCGAAAGAGUUCUUCAGUCCCAUGAGUGCCGCGAGUUUGCGAUACGGAAAGAGAUGCAAGAAAUCCAGAGCAGGCUUGAGGCGAUGGAAGGUGCAAUCUCGGCGCUGGAAGUAAAAUUUUCCAUCCGUCGCCUGCGGUUCAAUGCGACCGCCUUUGGCUUUGUCGGUGAGUGCGAUAUCAGCAAUUCGUCACUCAAGCUGCAGUAG
Diaporthe batatas is the source of this 2304-nucleotide messenger RNA. RefSeq lists its product as uncharacterized. Gene Ontology annotation, molecular function: FAD binding; oxidoreductase activity. Lineage: Eukaryota; Fungi; Ascomycota; Sordariomycetes; Diaporthales; Diaporthaceae. The record is from RefSeq and is a predicted model, not a curated record. The coding region runs from base 1 to 2304 and encodes 767 amino acids. The transcript is spliced from 7 exons.